Messenger RNA from Biomphalaria glabrata, 1955 nucleotides. Its product is annotated as Na(+)/citrate cotransporter-like. The record is from RefSeq and is a predicted model, not a curated record. Gene Ontology annotation, biological process: monoatomic anion transmembrane transport. Bases 169 to 1911 code for a protein of 580 amino acids. The transcript has 14 exons. Gene Ontology annotation, molecular function: transmembrane transporter activity. NCBI's taxonomy places the organism in Eukaryota, Metazoa, Mollusca, Gastropoda, Planorbidae. Gene Ontology annotation, cellular component: membrane.
CCUUACUUAAUUAUUUUAUUAGGCUAAAAUAGUGUCAUGCUUAACAGUAAUCUAGAGGCAUGACUAAUUGUUUAUAUUUAUUCAAAACCAUAUUCACUAAUGGCUUUGGGUAGAAGGUCAAGCUACUAAAUAAAUGUGCUUCUAAUUCAAAACAAUUAUGCUAAAAGAAUGAAGGUAUUAAAAGAUUUAUUAGUAAUUUGGAAAACACUAGUUCUUAUUAGUGUACCAUUAUUAGCAUCACCCAUUUUGUCAAUAAAUGGUUCUAAGGAGUUGGCUUGUUUGUAUGGUGUCAUAAUAGUCUCUGCAUUUUGGAUAACAGAGGUUUUACCACUUCCUGUAACAGCCCUCCUACCUAUUGUCAUAUUUCCUUUACUUGGAGUAUUACCAGCGAAGGAAGUAGCCCUGAGUUAUGUUAAGGAUGUUUCCAUGUUUAGCUUCAGCUGUUUGUCAUUUGCACUAUGCAUUGAAAAGUGGCACCUUCACAGAAGAAUAGCAAUCAAAACAUUGUUGUGUAUGGGAACAAGUCCUAAAUGGCUUACCCUUGGCUUUAUGUUACCUACAUGGUUUUUGUCAUUAUGGAUAAAUAACACAUCUGCGACUGCUAUGAUGGUACCAGUUGUUAUGGCUGUACUUGAUCAGUUGCAUAAAUUAGAAGCAUCAUCAAUAGAGCUAAACACUUUUGAAGAACCAGCAUCAGAAGUCAUUUCUCAAAAUAAUGACCAGAAACAAGCGAUUAAAAAAUAUAUAGAUAAUGAAGCAUUUCAUUAUCCCAACAAAGAGUAUAAACAAAUGUGUAAACUGCUGAACCUUUGUGUCUGCUAUUCAGCUUCAUUAGGAGGAAUUGGAUCCAUUACUGGAUCAUCUACAAACUUAAUAAUGCAGGGCCAGUCUGAUGCAAUUUUUGAGUCCUAUGGCUUGCAGUCUGGUGUGAACUUUCUUAGCUGGUUUUUGUGCUGCUGUCCAGUUGCAUUCUUGUGUUUAAUUUUGAUGUGGUUAUGGCUUGUGUUUCAUUUUUUGGGUUUCAGAGAGCUGACAAGUUGGAAGUGUGGAGAUUCUGUGAAAAAUGAAUCUUUAAAAGCUGUGCUAAGAACUCAUCUUGAGGAAAUGGGUUCUCUUAGCUUUGCAGAAACAGCCAUCAUUGGACAUUUCAUAAUUCUUCUAUCAUUGUGGUUAUCAAUGAAAUUCCCUGGUGGUGUAGGCUGGAGUCUUUGGUUUAGGCCUGAGUUUGUCAACAACUCAACUCCUGGAAUAAUAUUGCUGCUGUCUCUCUUUCUUUUCCCAUCUGAGAAACCAAAAAUCUUCUGUAGGCAGAACGCAAAUAAUACAUCAUUAGAUGAAAAUAUCUUGUAUAGACCAGUUCCAGCCCUUCUAGAGUGGAAAAAUAUUCAAGAUCAUUAUCCUUGGGGUACUUGGUGUUUACUUUGUGGAGGAUAUGCAAUUGCUCACAUUUGUCAGGAAUCUGGCUUAUCAUUGUGGAUAGCUACUCAACUCUCUGUAUUUUCCAAUAUGCAGCCUUGGAUUAUGCUAUUCAUAUUGACAUUGAUUAUAUCUUUUAUGACAGAGAUUACCAGCAAUGCAGCAAUGAUUAGUAUUUUGUGUCCCAUUCUUGCUGAACUAGCAUUAUCGAUGCAAAUGAAUCCACUAUAUCUGCUUCUUCCUGCAACUUUGGCUUGUUCUCUGGCGUUUAUGCUUCCAGUUGCUACUCCACCAAAUGCUAUUGUAUUUGCUAUAGGGCAUAUCAAAGUCAAAGAUAUGGUGAAAGCUGGUUUAGUUCUUAAUUUUCUUUGUCUUAUAAUGAUCAACAUUGCUACCAACACCUGGAUGACUGCUAUUUUAGAUCUUAAUGUAAUUCCACCUGUUAUGAAUAGACAAUUAAACCUUAGUCAUGCAUUUGUUAAUACAACAAAAUAAAAUGAGUAUAAGAAGAAUAAAUUAAUCUUUGAACAUACAAAAAA